AUAGAAUUGACUUGCUUCGCUCGCCCGAAAUUCACUUUUGGCGUGGAGGGCAGGCGGGUCUCUAGGUUCGGGAUUUUCUUUUUGGAUUUUUUUGGUCUUCAGAUUUUUCUCGUUGGUAGGGAUUUCUUGACUUUGCUCCUGUUCCUUCCAGACUGCUUCUCCUCGAGACGAGUUCCCCUCCCCGACUCGACUGGAAGAGGACAAUGUCGAACGGCAAAGGCAAAAAGAAGGAGGAAGAGGCGCUCAGACCGAAAGCCAAGACCUUUGGCGGGCUCGGUCUGUCCUCGCUCCUCGUGCGGUCUUUGGCCCAUCUCAGCAUCACGACGCCGACGGCCAUCCAAGCAGAGUCGAUUCCCUUGAUUCUCUCGGGCAACGACCUCAUCGGAGGCAGCCCCACGGGCUCGGGCAAGACGCUCUCCUUUGCUCUUCCCAUCCUUCAGAAGCUGCAACGAGACAUGGUGGGGGGAUACGCAGUCGUCUUGACUCCGACGAGGGAGCUGGCCGUGCAGCUCCACGAGCAAUUCGUCGCCGUCGGUGCAGGCGCCGACAUUGGGCUCAGGGUCUCGCUCGUUCUCGGUGGCAUGGACAUGCUCAAGCAGAGCGAGGAGCUGAGCAGGGGCAGGCCUCACAUAAUUGUCGCCACACCCGGGCGGCUCGUCGACAUCCUCAAGAGCGGCGCCGGCGAGGACUGGGGCCUGCAGAGGUGCAAGUUUGUCGUCCUCGACGAGGCGGAUCGCCUGCUGACAGCAACAUUUGGCCCCGAGCUCUCAUACCUCUUUGGCGUCCUGCCACCUGCGAGAGCGCGGCAGACGCUCCUUUUCACCGCCACCUUGACGCCCGAGAUCGAGCAGCUGGCCAACAAGGAGCCGGAGCCCGGUGAGAAAAAGCCGGUGCUCUGCAAGAUCGAACAAGACACCUCGACGCCAGAGAAGCUACGUCAAAAGUACAUCUUUGUACCGUCGCACAUGCGCGAGCCGUUCCUGCUCCAUCUGCUUGAGCAUGCGCCCACAACUGUCUCUGGGUGGACAAGGCAUAAGAAAGGCGAAGAAAGCGAAGACGAAGACGAGGAGGACGAAGGCAGCAAGGUGCCUCCAACGAUCAUCUUUUGCGCGAGGGCGGCUACGGCGCAGCUGCUCAGUCUGAUGCUCAAAGAGCUGGGUAUCGGCAACGUGGCCCUUCACUCCAAGAUGUCGCAGCCUAUGCGGCUCCAGUCGCUCGACACCUUCCGCGCCCGCUCCGUGCCCAUCCUCAUCACGACAGACCUUGGCUCGAGAGGGUUGGAUGUCCCCGACGUGGCCAUGGUCGUCAACUGGGACCUGCCACGAGACUGGCGUGACUACGUCCAUCGAGUCGGUCGAACGGCGCGUAACAACAAGGAGGGCGUCAGCGUUAGCUUCGUCGGCGAGCGCGAUGUCGAGCUGCUACAGGGCAUCGAGAAGAAGAUCAAUGUGGAAAUGGUCGAGCAUUCCAUGAACGAGGAAAGGGUUCUCGAGAAGCUCAACGCCGUCAUGACGGCGAAGCGGGUCGCUUCCAUGCAAAUGCAUGACUCCCACUUUGGUGAGCGCGACGAGCGCAAUAAGCGAAAGGCUGAGCUCCGGAACAAGUCUGUGGAGGGGAAGCCGCCGUCAUCCAAGAAGAGAAGGAAAAAGGAAGAAGCGUGAUCUCAAUUGUAAUGUAGUGUAGCACUAUACCAUGG
Messenger RNA from Acaromyces ingoldii, 1696 nucleotides. RefSeq names its product DEAD-domain-containing protein. The record is from RefSeq and is a predicted model, not a curated record. NCBI's taxonomy places the organism in Eukaryota, Fungi, Basidiomycota, Exobasidiomycetes, Exobasidiales, Cryptobasidiaceae. Gene Ontology annotation, molecular function: RNA helicase activity; ATP binding; nucleic acid binding. Bases 204 to 1661 code for a protein of 485 amino acids. The transcript has 4 exons.